AUGUACGUAGACUUAUGCGAAAUUGAUACUGCAAAUUCGCAAAAAAUAUUAAAUUAUUCUAUGAAUGCUACUACUUCAGGUACUUCUAAUGAACAUAAUUAUCAUAUAAAACCUCCAAAUUUAGAUAUUCCUAAAUUUAAUGGUGAUUAUAGAACUUUUUCUACAUUUAUCGAUCUCUAUAAUGCUCUGAUACAUAAUAAUCCAACAUUAACGCCAAUAGAAAAAUUUCGUUACCUUCUUUCGUUAGUCGAGGGUAAACCAUUGGGUGUUGUUAGUAGCCUGCCAAUGACUUCAGACAAUUAUCAAACCACAUAUGAUAACUUUGUUGAUCGCUACAGUAACGUAAGAUUUCGAGCGCAAUCGCAUUGGUAUGCUAUUAAAACUGCCCCUAAAGCUAUUCGCGACCAACCUGAAUCUCUUAGAAAUCUUUUGGACACAUUUUCACAAAAUCUCGCCUCUUUAAAAAAUUUAAAUUUUCCAAUUGAAUCUUGGGACUUCAUAUUAGUUAACAUGUUGUUGGAACGGGUUGAUGAUGAUUUAAUAACAAGGUUUGAACUUUCGCUUGCCUCAGGCACAAUACCAAAAUUUAAAGAAUUAUUUGAAUUUUUAGAAAAAUGUUGUAAAACUUAUGAAUCUCUUAAUCUUUCUUUACCUUUAAUUAAUAACAAAAGAUCAAAUAAAAUUAAAUCACCAUUACAACCUCGUCGUACUACUUCUCUUUUGGCAAAGCAAACAAAAAAUAGUAAUUCCGGAUCUUGUUUACUUUGUAACGAAAUGCAUUCGUUAUAUAAUUGUUCAACUUUUUUAAGCAAAACUCCUCAAGAAAGGUAUCAGCUUUCCAAAAGGGCACAUCUAUGUGUUAACUGCUUAAGUAAUAUUCAUUCUACGCAAAAUUGUAAAUCAGCUAUGUCUUGUCGUAAAUGUAAUCAACGUCAUCAUACUCUUUUGCAUUUUUCUUCAAGUAAUAUAGAACGCGCCACUCAUAGUCCCGAAUCAGCUUUACCUUCAACUUCUCGUGAAAAUAGCUUUAAUAAUAAACCUCACUUUUCUGGUACACCUUCUAAAACUGUAUUUUCAAAUCGCGAUGAGAAUUCUUCGUUGAAUCAGAGCUUCGCUGCGACAGGCUUGUUAUCUAAAUCUACAUCAGUUCUAUUAGGAACCGCGGUUAUCGAAGUAUUAGAUAAGUUUGGUAUAUAUCAAUCAAUGCGAUGCUUGCUUGAUCCUGGAAGUAUGACUUCAUUCAUAACAGAGAAGUCUGCUAAUACUCUUGGUUUACCAAAGGAAAGGGGACUUUAUGAAAUUCAAGGUCUUGAUAAUAUGGUUACAAACUCCGGGCAAGCUACCGUUACACUUUCAUUUCGACCGCUUAAUUGUCCGGAAUCAGUACUUAAUACUGACGCUAUUGUUUUACCUAAAAUUUGCGAUAGCUUACCUACUGCAAUUUUGCCAGCUUCUUCUUGGUCUCAUCUUAGCAAUUUGAAACUUGCUGAUCCGAAGUUUUAUGUACCUGGUCCUAUUGACAUUCUGCUUGGUGCUGAUGUAUACACAAAAAUUAUCCUAAACGGAUGUGUUCGAGGGAUUCACGGAGAACCAGAUCUUUUGAACACAAUUUUUGGGUAUGUUCCAAUGGGUAAAAUAGGUACAUUUUGUGAAACGUCUACUGUAACUUCAUUCUUUUGUAAUUCGCAUAAAAUUAAUACUGAUGAUAUUCUUACAAAAUUUUGGGAAGUAGAGUCAGUUCCUCUUUUGCCUAUGCUGUCAGAUAAUGAUCUUUUUUGUGAAGAACAUUUCUUAAAAACAUACCAGAGAAAUUCCGAUGGAAAAUUUGUAGUGCAUCUACCAUUCCGCGAUAACUUUCCUACUUUCCCCGGUAUUCGUCAACUUGCUGAACAGCGAUUUCUCUCUUUAGAACGUCGUCUAUUAAAAGAUCAAGAAUUGUAUAAAUCUUAUUGUCAAUUUAUGAAAGAAUAUCUUGAUCUGGGACAUAUGAAACCUGUCAGUCAUGAAACUGAGUUAUCUUCCGCUUCGUAUUAUAUUCCGCAUCAUUGCGUUUUAAAGCCUCAAGCUAGCUCAACCAAAUUGCGAGUGGUUUUCAAUGGUAGUGCGAAGCUCCCGAACCAAACCUCUCUCAACGAUCAUUUGUUUACCGGACCCAAACUUCAAAAAGACAUUGUUGAACUCUUAAUUCAAUUUCGCUUUCAUGUGUACGUUUUAUGUACAGAUAUUAAAAUGAUGUAUCGCAAUAUAUUGAUCACUUCUUCUCAACAUCAGUAUCAGAGAAUUGUUUGGAGAUUUUCUCGUAAUGACCCUCUUCAGGACUACGAAUUAAUUACUGUCGUUUAUGGUUUAUCGCCUUCGCCUUUCUUAGCCUUACGCGCACUUCAGCAAUUAGUCCUUGAUGAAGGAGCAGAUUUUCCCUUAGCAUCUCAUGCGAUUUCAAAUCAUACUUAUGUUGAUGACGUGGUUACUGGAGCCACCACUUUCAGUGAAGCUCUCGCCCUUAAAAAUGAACUAAUAGCUUUGUUUUCUAAAGCUGGGCUUGACCUUAGAAAAUGGGCAAGUAACGAUCCCAAUCUACUGAGUGAUCUACCUUCUGACUUUUUAUCAACUACUCAUAUAAAUUUUGAUGAUCCUGAAUCAUCAUUAAAAAUUUUGGGUCUUCAGUGGAAUCCCACAACGGAUAACUUUCAUUUUCAUUUUAACUCUCUUGACAGACCUUGUACUAAACGAAACAUGUUGUCAGAAUUAGCUCGUAUUUUUGACCCGUUAGGCUUCUUAGCUCCUGUUACCUUUUUUACUAAAACUUUAAUCCAAAAGUUAUGGUCGUCCCAUAUGGAUUGGGACCAACAGCCCCCUGACGAAAUUAUCCGUAUUUGGACGCGUUACAAAAAUGAAAUGCACUUGUUGUCUCAAAUUGACCUUCCCCGGAAGAUCCUAUUUUCCGAGUGUGAGAAUAGAUGUGAGUUGCAUGGUUUUUGUGAUGCGUCUGAAAAAGGUUACGCCGCAGUUGUAUAUCUUAGAAUUUUGAGAAACAACAAAAAAAUAGAUGUUCAUUUAGUUGCUUCAAAAACUAAAGUUGCGCCUUUAAAGAAGUUAACAAUUCCCCGUCUUGAGCUCUGCGCCGCUGUUCUUCUUGCUAAAUUACUCGCAUAUUUAGUACCCAUUUUUAAAACUAAAAUAUCUUUAGAUAAAAUUAUUACCUGGUCUGACUCUAAUAUUGUUUUAUAUUGGCUUCACUCUCCACCUAGUCGUUGGAAAACUUUUGUUGCUAACCGAGUACUUAUAUUCAAGACAAGCUCCCACACGCAACUUGGUUACACGUUAAGUCCAAGAACAACCCUGCUGAUGUUGCUUCUCGAGGAAUAUUUCCAUCAGAGUUUGUAA
Messenger RNA from Sitophilus oryzae (rice weevil), 3384 nucleotides. RefSeq lists its product as uncharacterized. The record is from RefSeq and is a predicted model, not a curated record. The coding region runs from base 1 to 3384 and encodes 1127 amino acids. The transcript has a single exon. Lineage: Eukaryota; Metazoa; Arthropoda; Insecta; Coleoptera; Curculionidae.